AUGGACUCUCAACCUGAUGAAGAGGAAGUUGACGUUUUUCGCAAUGUCGCACAAGGCUUGGUUGGUAGUUACCUUGAGAUUACUAUACAAUAUUGGCAAGAGUUGAUCAACGAAAUAGAAAUGACAAAUGAGCCAGGCAGCGAAUUCCAGGAUGAUUUCAAGUCACACUCGCUACCUCUGGCCCGAAUAAAGAAGGUGAUGAAAACAGACGAGGACGUUCGAAUGAUAAGUGCAGAAGCACCGAUCCUCUUUGCCAAAGCGUGUGAGAUUUUUAUCACAGAGCUGACGUUGAGAGCGUGGUGCAUUGCGGAGGAACACAAACGGAGAACGCUUCAGAAGAGCGAUAUAGCACAGGCGUUGUUGAAAAGUGACAUGUUCGAUUUUUUGAUCGAUGUCGUCCCCAGAAGCACCGAGUGA
This is a messenger RNA of Lachancea sp. 'fantastica', 417 nucleotides long. Lineage: Eukaryota; Fungi; Ascomycota; Saccharomycetes; Saccharomycetales; Saccharomycetaceae. The record is from the annotation of a GenBank genome assembly.